Messenger RNA from Anastrepha ludens (Mexican fruit fly), 568 nucleotides. It is a transcript of the gene Cpr51A, whose product is annotated as larval cuticle protein A3A. The transcript is spliced from 3 exons. Gene Ontology annotation, molecular function: structural constituent of chitin-based larval cuticle. The coding region runs from base 108 to 536 and encodes 142 amino acids. The record is from RefSeq and is a predicted model, not a curated record. Lineage: Eukaryota; Metazoa; Arthropoda; Insecta; Diptera; Tephritidae. Gene Ontology annotation, cellular component: chitin-based extracellular matrix.
UCUUGAAACACGCGCGUGCGAUAAACGUACUAAGUUAAACAAAGUGUAUUUAAAGAAAAUCUUGUGUGAAAGCAGAAAUCCGUUAAAACAAAAAUACGAAAUUCAAAAUGCUGAAAUUUAUUUUGAUUGCUUGUCUUUUAGUACAAAUCGCCUUAGCGGCGCCACUUGACCAAGCGGAAGCAGAGGAGAAGGCUGAAUUGGAACGUAUGCAAAAUGAAAGUGCCCAAUAUGCCUAUGGUUCCAAUAUUGAAGAUAAUAUAAAUGAUGGAGCUAUUCAGCGUGAGGAGACGCGCGAUGGUACCAAGGUUAAAGGCAUGUACUCCUACCGUGACGGCUAUGUCAUGCGUACCGUUCACUACGAAGCCGAUGAAAAUGGCUACCGCGUCGUUAAGGAGGAUACACAAGAGAUUGGCGAUGGACCACAGUUCGAUGAGAAUGGUGAGGCCACCGUUGAAGGUUCGUUGAUUCCAAAAUACUCCAUUCGUUUGGACAAAUCCGAUAAUGAGAAACACUACAAGGAUGCGCGAUUCAGUUAAAUCGAUUACUUACAAAUCGCUUUAUAAGCUGC